This is a messenger RNA of Quercus robur (English oak), 2730 nucleotides long. RefSeq names its product G-type lectin S-receptor-like serine/threonine-protein kinase At4g27290. Lineage: Eukaryota; Viridiplantae; Streptophyta; Magnoliopsida; Fagales; Fagaceae. Gene Ontology annotation, biological process: protein phosphorylation; recognition of pollen. Gene Ontology annotation, molecular function: protein serine/threonine kinase activity; ATP binding. The record is from RefSeq and is a predicted model, not a curated record. The transcript has 7 exons. Bases 169 to 2598 code for a protein of 809 amino acids.
GGAAAAAUCCCAGCUCUGUUGAAAAUUUGAAUUGCUGAAAAGUCAGAUAAGACUGCACUAUUGAUAAAAUUUCACCAAUAAAAUGUGAAUGCAUCUGCAGUUGCCCUUUCUUCUCUUUGUUUAAGUUGUGAGUGAUCAUAAGCCAGGAAGUCUGAAACUAAGAAAUCAAUGGGCAUUCUUUCUUUUAUUUUUCUGCUAACUUAUUUACUCUUUUUGUUCUCCAAAGUCUCCUUUGCAGUAGAUAGCAUUACUCCAUCCCUAUAUAUUAGUGAUGGAAGUACCUUAGUUUCUAAAGAUGGAAGCUUCGAACUGGGAUUCUUCAGUCCCGGUAUUUCCAAGAAUCGCUACUUAGGAAUAUGGUACAAGAAUAUCCCAGUUAAAACUGUAGUGUGGGUUGCAAACCGACUCAACCCCAUCAAUGACUCGUCUGGCUUGUUGAUGAUAAACAGUAAAGGCAGUCUUGUGCUUAUGAGUCAGAAUAAGAGCGUUGUUUGGUCAACAGGAUUAGGAACACAAAAACAAGCCAAGAAUCCUGUGUUACAGCUCUCAGACUCAGGAAAUCUUGUACUAAGAGAUGGUAAUUCAGGAAUCUCUUUCUGGGAAAGCUUCGACUAUCCAUCUGAUACAUUUUUACCAGGAAUGAAGUUGGGAUGGGACUCAACGAAAGGCAUUAAGUGGAGUCUUACUGCAUGGAAAAAUCCAGAUGAUCCAUCUCCUGGAGAUUUCACUUAUGGGAUAGAAAUGCAUGCAUACCCUGAGCCUGUUAUUUGGAAAGGAAACAAAAAGGUUUACCGUCCCGGCCCAUGGAAUGGCCUUCGGUUUAGUGGUUCACCGGAUCUAAAGCCGAACCCGGUUUAUGAUUACAACUUUGUUUCCAAUGACUUUGAGGUGUACUACACAUACACCCUAAAAAAUAAAUCUGUAAUCUCAAGAAUAAUUUUGAACCAAACCAGCAAUACACGUGAGCGGUACAUCUGGAUUGAAGCUGAGCAAGUUUGGCGCCGCUAUACAUCAGUACCUAGAGAUUACUGUGACUAUUACGGACUUUGUGGACCCAAUGGAAAUUGUACCAUUAGUGGGUCACCGGUCUGCCAAUGUUUACAAGGAUUCAUGCCUAAAUUACCACAAAAAUGGAGCUUGAUGGACUGGUCUCAAGGUUGUGUACGCGAUAAACAAUUGAGCUGCCAUGAAGAUGGGUUUCUUAAAUUUGUCGGCUUGAAAUUGCCAGAUACUACAUAUUCUUGGGUAAACGAAAGUAUGAGUAUUUUAGAAUGUAGAGCCAAAUGCUUGAACAACUGUUCCUGUAUGGCAUAUACAACCUCAGAUAUCAGAGGAAGUGGUAGUGGCUGCGCCUUGUGGUUUGAUGAUCUAAUGGAUAUUAGACAGUUACCUGCUGGUGGGCAAGAUCUAUAUAUCAGAAUGCCGGCUUCAGAGAUAGAGGCAAGACAUGUUCGUAAGAUAAAGAGAGCAGUGAUUGUUGCUGCCGCCCUUGUAGUAGUUUCUGGAAUGCUCUUAUUAGUUGGCUUCUACAUUUGCAGAAGCAGAAUAAACUUAGAAGAUCAUCAGAACAACGAAGGCCAAAAGGAAGACCUUGAGCUCCCUUUCUUUGAACUAUCCACAAUAGUUUAUGCCACUGACAACUUUUCGUUCAAGAACAAGCUUGGUGAAGGUGGUUUUGGAUCUGUUUACAAGGGUACACUAGAAGACAACCAAGAAAUUGCUGUCAAAAGGCUUUCAAGGAGUUCUGGACAAGGAUUAAAUGAGUUCAAAAAUGAAGUAAGACUAAUUGCGAAGCUUCAACACCGAAAUCUUGUAAAACUUCUUGGUUGUUGCAUUCAACAAGAAGAGAAGAUUCUGAUUUAUGAAUACAUGCCCAACAAAAGCCUGGACUGCUUCAUUUUUGAUCAAACAAAAGGUAAAUUGUUGGAUUGGUCCAAACGCUUUCGUAUUAUUUGCGGGAUUGCUCGGGGGCUUCAAUAUCUUCAUCAAGAUUCUAGAUUGAGAAUUAUACAUAGAGAUCUCAAAGCAAGUAAUAUUUUACUUGAUAGUGAGAUGAAUUCUAAAAUUUCAGACUUUGGCAUGGCUAGAACUUUUGGAGGAGAUCAGUUGGAAGGAAACACAAACAGAGUUGUUGGAACUUAUGGUUACAUGGCACCAGAAUAUGCUUUUGAUGGAAUAUUCUCAACAAAAUCUGAUGUCUUUAGCUUUGGGAUUUUAUUGUUGGAGAUCAUAAGUGGGAAGAAAAGUAGAGGGUUUUAUCAUCCAAACCACGAGCAUAACCUUAUUGGACAUGCAUGGAUACUGUGGAAUGAAGGCAGGCCUUUAGAAUUGAUUGAUGAAUGUUUAGGAGAAUCAUGCACAAUGUCAGAAGUGUUGCGCUGCAUCCAUCUGAGCCUCUUAUGCGUGCAACAGCGUCCUGAGGAUAGACCAAACAUAUCUUCUGUUGUUGUGAUGCUAAGCAGUGAGUGUGCUUUGGCUGAACCCAAACAACCUGGUUUCUUCUUGGGAAAGGAUUCAAAUGGAGCACGGUUUUUCUCGAGAAAUCAUGAAUCAUCUUCAACCAAUGAAAUAACAGUUACAUUAUUGGAGCCUCGUUAAAUAUUCUGCACGGCUGUACCAAUGCAACUCAUACAACAUUGUCAUUAUAGAAUUGUAUAUCAUUAUAAUUUGUAAACUAUAUUCCUAUAUUCCUAUUAGUACAUGCCCAUCGCAUAACGAACUCUUGUUGCA